Molecule: messenger RNA, 837 nt
Organism: Haemonchus placei
Lineage: Eukaryota; Metazoa; Nematoda; Chromadorea; Rhabditida; Trichostrongylidae
Source: the annotation of a GenBank genome assembly
AUGAAUUAUAAACUCGUAGUCUACGAUCCAUCCCUGUCAUCAGCUUACAUGGUCGUAGAAGCGUUCGUCUUCCCUGAUCGCAGUAACGUUCAAUUCCAAUGUCAGGUGCAAGUCUGCGAUCGACGUGACAACGAGUGUCUUGGUGUAACGCCACCGAACUGUCCGUUGAUGACACGCAACGAGUUUCUUCCAACUUCAAUCAUUGAGGCAUCAGUGAAUCCAACUCAGGGAACUCUUCAAACAGCCAUUGGCAAUACGAUUCUUGACGAGGACCUCCGUUUACCAGCUUAUGCCCCCGAAUACGAACCCGCUUACCCGUGGCGUAAGGAACAGGAUGACAUGGGAGAAGACAACAAUAGCACAGAAAGCAGUCAGUCGACAAUGGCGCUUGAAACGCCGAAUGUAGAGGCUCGACAGACAACGUUAAAAAUGCUGACAACCGAACCUACGCCAGAGGAGACAAGUGACGAUCAGGUCUUACCAACGCAAAUGAAUCAGCUUGACUGGACCAUACCGCAAAUUCCUGAGAUCGGCGAUGACCAUCCUUUAGAGAUUUUCGUGAGGAGCACCAGUGCAACGCCAAUACUCCAAUCAGAGAGGUCUGGCCGACGCUUAGCUGACCAGAUCAUCGACGUCAUGAGCGAAGAGCUCACCCUGAGGACUGCUGAUGACGCUCCAUCAAGAGAAGCUGCUCGAUUACCGCCAACAACGUCGUCUACUCAUUUGACUUGUUUAAAUCAAACCGCAGUCCUGGCAAUGUGUGCUGCUUUCGCGAUGACCAUCGUGCUGAGCAUCGUGCUCUUGCUGUACAUCCUUCGUGACGUGUGCCGAGGGUAA